Messenger RNA from Clunio marinus, 4530 nucleotides. NCBI's taxonomy places the organism in Eukaryota, Metazoa, Arthropoda, Insecta, Diptera, Chironomidae. The record is from the annotation of a GenBank genome assembly.
AUUCUCUGUUUUGUUUGAGUUCUGAUCACAGUGUUGUAAUUUUGGGCUUUUAAAAAUUUAAAUUACUGAAGCUGUCUACAAAAUGAAAUAUUUCACAGUUAUUGGAUCCGAAAUAUUGAGACAAAAUUCAAAAUAUCAUGUCUCAGUCAAUUCUUUUGGUUACAAAGAGCCUCAAAGUUUAAUUGUUGCAUUAAAAGCUCAGGACAUCGAUGAAGAUAAAAAUAUUUAUCAGAAAACUGUUGAAUUGAAAGAUGACAGCUGUGAAGUCAUUGAAUUUGAAUUAAAAAAUCAAACGGUGUGCGACUAUUUUCUGGAAGCAAAAACACUUGAUGGGGAAACAUUCAAACGUCAAGUUAAUCUUCACAUUAAUUCAAGGAAAUGUUCAGCAUUUAUUCAGACCGAUAAAUCAGUUUACAAACCAUCUGAUAAAGUUCAAUUUCGAGUUUUGUUGCUUGACAUGGACACGAAACCUUUUCAACCUGAAAAUCCUUUGAUUUUCAUAACUGAUGGAGCACAAAAUCGUGUAAAACAAUUUUCAAACCCAACUUUCGAUACGGGAGUCUUCCAAGGUGAACUUCAACUCUCAGACUCACCUGUCAUGGGAGAAUGGACAAUUCAUGUCAAAUCUAACGAAAUGAACAAUGAAGAGUUGCAAAACUUCAGCGUUGAAGAAUAUGUUUUGCCCAAAUUCGAAGUGAUCAUCGACAGUAAUGAAUUUGUUGAUUAUAAAGAUGGCAAAAUCAACGCAACUGUUUGUGCAAAGUACACCUUUGGAAAGUUGGCGAAAGGAAAGGCAAAAGUCAGUGCAAUUGUUAAGAAAGCUUCAUCUUAUUCAGGUUGCUUUGGUCAACCACCAAUGACGAUGAAAGUGUUGAAAUAUGUCGAUGUUGAUGGAAGAACAGAUUUCGAUUUUGAUAUGGUUGAAGAAUUGGAAUUAACAGAAAUUGAAGGAGACACUUUGGUUAAAUUAUCAGCAAGUUUCACUGAAGAUCUUACAGGUCGUAAAUACGAAGGCUCGAAGGAAGUCACAAUAUACAAAAGAAAUUACAAAAUAAGACUUGAAAGAGUUGAUCACAACAAGAUCAAACCUGGAAUGCUUCACAAAGUGAUUGCUCAUGUUGAAACGAUCGCUGGGCUUCCAGUGAUUGAUAACAAAAACCCAGUUGAAUUCGACAUUAGUUACUAUCACAAUCCAUCUAAAGAUUCAGAAAAAGGUGAAGAAAAAGUUUCGUUAAGAGAAGAAAAGAAGAAAAUUAAGGAAAAUGUACAACUUUCCAAUGGUGUUGCUGAGCUGAAUCUUGAAAUUCCGAACAAUUGUUAUCGUUUAUCAAUCAAAGCUAAAUAUUUGGAGGAAUCUGAUUCGGAAUAUAAUGUCGCAUUGGGUUCUUCGGAAAGCUCUCAAUAUUUGCAAGCAAAACUUGUCACAGAAAAGCCAUUGAUCGGCAAUGAAGUCACAAUUGAAGUGACUACAACAGAAGAAAUGACCGAGCUUUGCUAUCACGUUUUCGGAUGCAAUGAUUUGAUUGAAGUCAGACGAUUGAAAGUUCCAAACUUGAAGAAUUUCAACUUCAGCUUUAAUCUUAAGAAAAUGAUGACAUCAAAAGUGAAUGUUCUUGUGUUUUACAUUCGACCUGAUGGCGAACUCAUCUCUGAUAAUCUUAAAAUCGAUUUUGAAUUUGAUUUUCAUAACUCAAUCGAAACUGAAUUGUCAAAAGAACAAGCAAAGCCUGGAGAAGUGUUGGAAAUUUCUGUAGUCACCAAAUCAGACUCGUUUGUUGGUUUGUUGGGAGUUGAUCAAAGUGUUUUGCUUCUGAAAACUGGAAAUGAUAUCACAAAAUCUCUUGUGACAAAUGUUAACGAGAAAUAUGGAGAAAUUGAACAUUACAAUUCGACUUACAGUCCCGACGAUCAUCAAUACAAAUUCGUAAGCGUUUCAGCAUCAGAUGCCGUUCUUAUUACAAAUGCGAAUAAAGAGUUUCGAUUCCCAAACAUCAUGAAGCGAUUUUGCGCUCCUACUUUUGGACGUGGGACAAUGGUUAUGGAUGAUAUGCCCGAAGCAAUGCCAAUGGCAAUGCCUGUAAUGAGACAAGCUGCACAAUUUUCACACGCUGGUGGUCGAUUCGAACCGAAACCAAAAGUGAGGAAAAUAUUCCCAGAAACUUGGAUCUUUGACUCGUUUCACGUUGGGAAAGACAAGAAGAAAAUUUUGUCGAAAAAAGUUCCAGACACGAUUUCUUCAUGGAUUCUUACGGGAUUUGCUGUUAGUCCUGCUCUUGGAUUGGCUUUAAUGGAUCAACCGAAGAAACUUCAAGUUUCCCAGCCGUUCUUUGUUUCUAUGAAUCUUCCUUACUCAAUCAAACGAGGCGAAAGUGUCGCGAUUCCUGUUAUCGUUUUCAACUAUUUGGAAACGAUUCAGAAUGUCGAAGUUACGCUUUCCAAUGACUACGACGAGUUUCAAUUCACUGAAGAUUUGAAACUUUCAAAAGAUAAAUCAGCAAUGAAAAUUCUUUCAGUGAAACCAAAUGAAGGCGAAUCAAUUUCAUUUACGAUCAAACCAACGAAAGUUGGAAACAUCAAAAUUAAAGUCAACGCAAUUUCGUCUGUUGCUGGCGAUGCAAUCGAACAAUUGUUGCUGGUUGAACCUGAAGGAUUAACACAACAUUUCAACAAAGCUUUGUUCGUUGAUUUGAGAAAUUCAAAAGAUUUCAACACAAAUCUUUCAAUUGAGAUUCCAACUGACAUCGUACCUAACUCAACAAAGAUAGAAGUUGGCGUUAUUGGUGACAUUUUAGGACCAACAAUAGAGAACUUGGAUAAACUUAUUCGAAUUCCUUUUGGUUGCGGUGAACAAAACAUGUUGAACUUCGUCCCCAACAUUAUCGUCCUUGAAUAUUUGACAGUUUUAAAUAAACUGACACCUGAAAUUGCUAUCAAAGCAAAGAAGUUCAUGGAGACUGGAUAUCAACGUGAGCUUUCCUACAAACAUGAUGACGGUUCUUACAGUGCCUUCGGUCAAAGUCGUUGUGUAAGGAAUCGAGGCAUGCCAACAUUCUCGGAGGAAAGACGAGGCAGCACAUGGUUGACAGCAUUCGUUGCCAAGUCUUUCUAUCAAGCUUCGAAGCACAUUUUAAUUGACAAAAAUAAUAUUCAAGAAGCUUUAAAAUUCUUGGAAAAUGUUCAGAGUGAAGACGGAAGUUUUCCUGAAGUUGGAACAAUUUUUCACACAGAUAUGCAAGGUGGCGCAUCAAUGGGAUUGGCUUUGACUGCUUACGUCUUGAUAACUUUCUUAGAGAACAAAGAAGAGUUGGAAACAUACAAAUCAACGAUCGAGCGAGCGAUUGAAAAUAUUGUGAAGAAUUGUGAGAAUGUCAAAGACAAUUAUUCAUUGGCAAUUGUCUGUUAUGCACUUAACUUAGCUAAACAUUCAUUAAAAGAUUCAUUGAUGAAGAAGUUGAUCAAGCAAGCUCACAAUAAUGAGAAUAAUUUGAUGUUUUGGGUGAAGUCUGAUGUGAAGAUUGAUCAGCCGAAUGCGAUUAAUAUUGAGAUGACUGCUUAUGCACUUCAAGCUUACAUUGAAGCUGGUUUGGAUGCAGAAGCAGCUCCAGUUCUGAAGUGGCUAGUGUCACAAAGAAAUGAAAAUGGAGGAUUUCAAUCAACACAAGACACGGUCGUGGGACUUCAAGCUUUGUCGAAAAUGGCAAUGAAAAUUUAUGUCCCUGACAGUCAAGUUUCUGUGACUUUGGAGAGUGAAAAUAAAUUGAAGCAAUCAUUUGAUGUCAAUGCCGAAAAUGCUUUGAUUCUUCAGAAGCAAGAGCUGCCAUCAAAUUCAAGAAGUUUCAAAGUGUCAGCCUCUGGUCAUGGGUUUGCACUUUUACAAUUGGCUUACAAGUUCAACAUAGUUGAAAAGUUGAACGAGCCACGAUUCAUUCUUGAAUCAAAAGUUGAUGAUAAGAAUUUGAGUAAAAGUCAGCUUACGGUUGAAGUUACAACCAGCUACGUUCCUGAUGAAGUCUCAACGAAAUCAAACAUGACAGUGAUGGAAGUUUCGUUCCCAAGUGGAUUCAUUUUCGAUUCUGAUCAAUUGGACGAUUUCAAGACCCAAACUAAAGUUAAACGAGUUGAAACGAAAGAAGGAGAAACAAUUGUUGUUGUCUAUUUCGAUGAAAUUAACACCGAAAAGCUGACACUCGACUUCAAAGCGAUUCGUGCACAUAAAGUCGAUGAGUUGAAACCGGCAAAUGUCUUAAUUUACGAUUAUUACGAUAAUUCACGUCGAGCUUCAAUUUUCUACAAGAUUUAAAGGAAAACUGUUUACUCUUGAGCCUGGAGCACUUCACAUUAAUUCAACAUUUUUAAUCCAUUCAAUCAAAUUCAAAUCAACGCAACAAAUAAUAAAUAAGAAUUCUAAAUAAUCAAAAAUCUUUGCAAUUUUAUUCAACCUAUAAAAAGUUUUAAUAAUUUUAUUGAAGCCCACAAAGUUAUUCAAGGUUUCUGAUAUUUCAUAAAGCAUUAAGCAGAAUGUUAUAAGAA